UAAAUAAUCGAAUUUCUCCCAUUUGCAGAAAAAAUGAAUUCUCUCUUCAUCUUCGCCUCCGUGCUCGCCCUGGCUGUUGCCGGACCUGCCCACCGCGGCCUGGUCGCCCCCGGACCCGCUGGACCCGUCAUGGCCCCCGAAUUCGAGCCCAUCGCUAUUGGACCCGCCGUCAUUGAAAACAACCCUAUCUCCGUUGGACCCGUCAUGGUUGAGGCUGAGCCUAUUGCCGUUGGACCCGCUAUCAUCGAGACCGCUCCCAUCUCUGUUGGACCCGCCAUUAUUGAUGCUUUCGAGCCCAUCGCUGUCGGACCCGCCAUCAUUGACGCUUUCGAGCCCAUCGCCGUCGGACCCGCUAUCGUCGAAGGUUUCGAGCCCGUCGCUCCCUCCCCCGUCGCUGUUGUCGAGGAGGCCGUCAACCACCCCGCUGCUCCCGCCCUCGUCCAGAUCAUCCUGAACAUCAACGGUGCCAGCCACGUCAUCGACACUCCCCUUGAGGUUCCCGUCGCCACCCCCGUGCAGGUUGUAGACAGCGCUCCCGCCGCCCCUGCUCCCGUGCAGGUUGUGGAGGCCGCCCCUGUCCCCGUUGAGCCCGUGCAGGUCGUCGAGGCCGCCCCUGAACCCGUCCAGGUCAUCGAGGCUGCCCCCGCCCCCGUCAUCAUCGGAACCCCCACUCUGCCCGUCCCCGUUGUCGUCCUUCCCGAGGAGCUCAACUAAAUUAGUCAGUUAAGGAUCUUAGAGAAACUGUACCAUUGAAUUAACAUCUACACAACCGCUUACUAUGUGAUUUAAUAUUAAGGUAUUGAAUAAAACAUAUCAGUUUCGAAUUACAAA
Trichoplusia ni (cabbage looper) is the source of this 831-nucleotide messenger RNA. Its product is annotated as calphotin-like. The transcript has a single exon. The record is from RefSeq and is a predicted model, not a curated record. NCBI's taxonomy places the organism in Eukaryota, Metazoa, Arthropoda, Insecta, Lepidoptera, Noctuidae. The coding region runs from base 34 to 714 and encodes 226 amino acids.